CUGGAAUCGACCAUGAAGGUGAGAGAUGGAAAGGAGUGUGAAUGUGCAUGGGUACAUCGGAAACCUUGGCCAUCCGAGUCGGAUUCGUAAAACAGUCUUACACUGGUACCAUAACACUCAAAGACAGUCGACGGCAGCUCCGGCUAUCUCGCAACUACCACGGUUUGCAGGCGUCUAUAUAUAAAGGGGCUGACCCACUCGACAUGCAUCAGCAACCGUACGUCGGGUCCGUCGGUAUCCUACGGGUCCAUAGCUGAAGGGUUUAAAGCCCAAACAAUGUCAAACUGGCCUCGCUAUGGUUGCCUGCAGUAACCUAAGGAUCAUUUAGCCCUGUCACUGGAAACAUACUACGCACCGCCAACCAGACGGUGCCGGGGUUGAACGUUGAACUUAGACGUUGAACGACAAGUUAGACAUACAGCUCAGGGUAUCGUUAUUUGACUGAACCCUAGAACGACUUGUCAGAUGCUCCUCCUCUGCUGAUGACCUCUCGCGCCGGUAUAAAAGCCGGAUAGGCCAACAGUACUUCCCAAGAAAUGGCAGAAUCUCUACCUCCCCCUUCUUCCGACCAAGCUUAUUGCGAUGUGUCUGCACUAGAGGCAGGAUACCUCGACUUGCGAAGCUCAGUCUUUAUCGACGACGCCGAUCCUAACGAGGUCAUUACCAGUCCAUCCCUAGGCUUCCUCCUGCGCCAUUCCAACACUGGCCACAAGUUCGUUUUCGAUCUUGGAAUCCGCAAGGACUGGGAGAAUUACCCCCCAGCCGCGGUCCAAUGGAUCCGUCAGGUCUUCCCUUCAAGGGUCCCGCAGGAUGCUAUCGAGUCUCUUCAGAACGGUGGUCUUUCCCCUUCUGAAGUAGACGUUGUCUGUCUUUCUCACGUCCACUUUGACCAUGUCGGCGACACGAGACCAUUCACUAAUAGCACUUUUCUGGUUGGAGCUCAAUCAAAGACCCUUUUCUCACCUGGAUACCCUGCCGAUCCCGAUUCCGGUUUUGCCACUGACCUCCUUCCCGAAGGUCGUACCCAAUUCCUUGAGAUGAAUGACUGGAAACCCCUUGGUCCGUUCCCACGCGCAUUGGACUACUAUGGAGAUGGUAGUCUUUACAUCACGGACGCCGUGGGCAGGCCAUUUACCUGGACACAUCAAUGUUGUAGCACGAACGUCGAAAGACGGGGGAUGGAUUCUCUUAGGCGGUGAUAGCGCUCACCAUUGGAGACUUAUCACUGGGGAAUCUAAAAUUGCCGUUGGCCGACCUGGCUUCCCAGGAGGUUGCGCACACCUUGAUGCCAAGGCUUCCGAGGAGAACCUGACGCGUAUGCGAGCCUUCAUGCAUUUGCCCAGGACACAGAUUGU
This is a messenger RNA of Marasmius oreades (fairy-ring Marasmius), 1355 nucleotides long. RefSeq lists its product as uncharacterized. Bases 537 to 1199 code for a protein of 220 amino acids. The transcript is spliced from 3 exons. NCBI's taxonomy places the organism in Eukaryota, Fungi, Basidiomycota, Agaricomycetes, Agaricales, Marasmiaceae. The record is from RefSeq and is a predicted model, not a curated record.